AUGAACAAGAAAAGUGCGAUGGAUGAGGGAAGUUCAAAGAAAAGAUAUAGGUUUCCUCUAGAAGACAAUGAAGAAUUUGUUUCAGAAGCCGAAGACACCAGAACGCAAGCAGCAACAACCAUUAUCACAACAACAGAUACUUCUAACUCUCAAAUUUCAACGGUUACCAUUACACAACAAUCAAGUUCACAAAAUAUCCAGCGAAAUAGGCGCCCAUUUUCUGAAGUAUGGGAUUACUUCGUUAAAGGAACUGAAAAAAACAACGGACACUAUGAGGCAACUUGUAGUUAUUAUGAUAUAUCAUGUUAUUGGCAUGAAAAGGUUGCUGAAAGGAAUAUAAAUUAUACUCGAAGAUCAAAAAAAAGCUGUGUCCUACCAAACUCCAUGCUACAAGCAACAAUAACAUCCCAUUAUAUGUCAGACCGUCCACUAUCAAAGACUAUUAAUAACCGUCUUGAUCAAAAAAUAAUCAAAGCCUGGAUACUUGCUGACCAUGGUGAAUCAAUUACUAAUACAGAAGUUAGUAAUUUGAUAUCUAAUGAAAGUUUUUUUACUACUUGUCGUUUUGUACGCUCAAAUCUUGGCCAUACUCGAUCAGAAGGUGAAGAAUUGAUUGCACAAUUGCGCCGUUUUGAGGCACGUUUGCCACCAUUUGACCUUCCCUAUGUUGCUAAUAUGGACACUCCAAAAAUUUGGUGGGUUAGCAGUGAAAAUUCGUUAGGUAGCAUAGUAUCCGAUCAUUCUACAACCCUAUUAAUUGAGGAUAUUGUUGAUUUGACAGUUGGAAACAAUUCUGAACAUUCGACAAAGACGGCCCAAACCAUUUCUCCUGCUGAUUUGGAUUAUAACCCUCUUGAUGUACUAAAUGGUUUUUUAGAACGUGAAAAUCAAAAUAAUAGUCAAUAA
This is a messenger RNA of Cetraspora pellucida, 906 nucleotides long. Lineage: Eukaryota; Fungi; Glomeromycota; Glomeromycetes; Diversisporales; Gigasporaceae. The record is from the annotation of a GenBank genome assembly.